Messenger RNA from Chenopodium quinoa (quinoa), 1353 nucleotides. RefSeq names its product peptide methionine sulfoxide reductase A5-like. Bases 118 to 879 code for a protein of 253 amino acids. Gene Ontology annotation, biological process: cellular response to oxidative stress. The transcript is spliced from 4 exons. NCBI's taxonomy places the organism in Eukaryota, Viridiplantae, Streptophyta, Magnoliopsida, Caryophyllales, Amaranthaceae. Gene Ontology annotation, molecular function: peptide-methionine (S)-S-oxide reductase activity. The record is from RefSeq and is a predicted model, not a curated record. Gene Ontology annotation, cellular component: cytoplasm.
ACCACAUGAGAGUUCUAAAUUUUCAUUCCAUUUAUCUAGUCCGUUGCCCAUGACUUUCUAAUUUCUAGUCCCUCCACCAACUCUCCGACCCUUUUCUCUCUUCUGUUAAGGUUUGAGAUGAAUCGGAAGGCAAAAAUAAGAACCAUAACUGCAUUAAUAUCUCAUUUUCUUUUACUCAUUCUCGCCGGGUUUCUUUUUCCGGCUCCGGCAAAGAGCAUCCGGCUCCCGGAUCGAAUGCCGGAAUUGACACCUCCCGCCAACCAGCCCUUGAAAACCGCCGUGUUUGCUCUUGGUAGUUUCUGGAGAUCUGAUGCUAUUUUUGGUUGCUUGAAUGGUGUGGUUCGCACCACCGUCGGCUACUCCGGUGGCUCUAAGUCUAAUCCUGAGUAUCGCAGUUUGUCCGAUCACGCUGAAUCUGUACAGAUUGAAUAUGAUCCCAGAGGUAUAAGCUUCCGAGAACUGUUGGAGGUCUUCUGGUCUAGUCAUGAUUCAAGGCAGGUUUUCGGCCAGGGUCCUGAUGUCGGUAACCAGUACAGAUCUGUCAUCUUUACCAAUGGUACGAGUGAAUCUAGAUUGGCAGCCGCCACUAAGGAAAGGGAGCAGACUAAAUCAAAGAGCAGUAUAGUUACAACCCAAAUUCUACCCCUAGGAACCUUUUAUCCUGCUGAACCUGAGCAUCAGAAAUUUGAGCUCAAAAGAAAUCCUUUUCUUCUUCACUUGAUUGGCAAUUUGCCAGAGGAGGAGCUCGAGAAGUCAACCUUGGCUGCAAAAAUGAACAGUUAUGCAGCAGAACUCUGUCCUCGAAGGAUUCAGAAGCAAAUUGAUGCCAAGAUUAAUGACAUUAUUAGUAAAGGCUGGCCUGUUUUGAGGGAAAUAUAAUAUUCAUGCUGUGUACCAUACAGCACAGCAGGAUUCCCUUACCCCCAUUGAGUUUGACAAGUUAAUAAGGUUAUAGCGAUUCAGAUAUGAGUACCAGUUAAAUAAUGUGUUUGAUUGUAGAUGAUCUGAUACUAGAAGCUUUGACUGCAGGUCAGAAAUUUAUCCUUCAAGGCACUCUAAUUAGAGCAAAUUAGCAAUGUAGGUAGGUUACCUGCUGAAAUUUGUUGUAGAAUAGGGUUUCUUGUGGAAUGCAUGUAUAUCUCCUGUCAAAUGUAUUGUUACUGUUGUACAUGCUCUAUGCACCUGAUUGUUUGUAGGAGUACUAGUAGACUUGUAGUGCUUAUCAGGAUUCAAUAUAAUAUGCGUAUCAAUCAUUGUCCGUGGCAACCUUUGCUCACAUAAGCAAUGGACAUCAUUCUUAAUUAUUUAUCGUAGCUACAAUGCACAUAUUUUGAAAGGACAUUAAUGGUUAUG